Molecule: messenger RNA, 3238 nt
Organism: Pseudoliparis swirei
Lineage: Eukaryota; Metazoa; Chordata; Actinopteri; Perciformes; Liparidae
Gene: she
Product: Src homology 2 domain containing E
Exons: 6
Coding region: 837-2321 (494 amino acids)
Molecular function (GO): phosphotyrosine residue binding
Source: RefSeq, a predicted model, not a curated record
UUACUGCCACUUUACAGAUAUUGUAUCAAGUAAGUGGUUGUUUGGUUGCUUCAAGAUGCAAUUUAGCUGUUUCUAUCAUGAAAUCAUGAUUUUGCAAUUGUAUUUCUGUGUAAUUCUGAUUGUGUGGCAUGUUUAGUGUUGUCUGUAAUCCAUUGGUAUUGCUACCUAUUUUGACAAAUCAAUAUUAUUUAACUGUAGACAAGAACAAUCUUCAAAGAUCCAUAUUAAUAUAUACACAUCUGAGACUGUAGACGGCCCUAUAGUCUCAGAUGUUUAUCCAUUGAAAUGAGAACAGUCAAACUUCUACUCCGCCCCGCACACACGGCCCCUCCCCAAUCUCCAGUGACAUCCAACAAUCUGUGCACACAACUUUACUCUCCAUCUCAUCACCUCGACAAGCUGGAAACAUUAUCUCACGCUCCGGGAAUGGGAACUUUACUAGGUUCAAAGAAAAACUUUGAGUUCUUUCGCAUUUACGCUCUACAGAAGCUACUUUUCAAAUUGCAGGGAUAGUUGUUACUGCAGGUGCGAAGUGACAUCAACCAGGCAUUCACUGGCCAAUGACUUCCAAGACGCACCACACGGUGUAAGGGGGUUUCAGACGGUAGGAAUCCGUUUAGCACCACGUAGGCGGUCUAAAAUUGACGAUUCUGAGAUUGUUGUAAUUACAGGGAACAGUUACUUUAACCAAGGCGUGCGUAACAUGUUUGCGUAAAGUUGGAGCUGACGCGCACGGUCCAAAGGUAGUUGCAGUGGGCACCUAAUAUAAGUACGUAUACAAGACAAUAAGUGUGCUAACUUUUUAGCCUGUGCUAAGUGUUAAUACCUUAACAACCAUGGCAAGAUGGUUCAGAGAUUUCCCUAUCAACCUAAAGAACGGGAAUGAACGGGUCCGCUCGGCCUCUGAAUCUGGUCCACAAACUCGCACCAAACCAUCGUUUUCUCGUGACAGCCUAAAAGGAAAUCCGCGAAAAGAUGGGGGAGUUGGGGGUUUACUUGCAGGGAGAAACAGGAAAAAUUCGGCUACAGAAUUGGGUCGUAACACCAUUGGUUCUGGUGGGACAAUCUGGGAUAGUCUCACACCUGGAAAAGGUCGCAAAAACUCCAAGGUCGAGACUUGGACGUCAGAUGAGAACCGUCAGGUUCGGACCUCUAGUCUGGCGCAAGCGUACAUCAGCAGGAUGAUCAAGGUGGACAAACAAGACAAGACCCCCAAACUCAACGGGAUAAGUGAACAGAAGCAGCCCGAGAACGUAAAGGGAAGUUCUGACAUUAAAACAACGCUGAUCAUCCUGGAGGACUACGCAGAUCCUUUUGAUGCGGAGAACACCAAGGAGCAGAGGGAGGCUGAGAGAGCAGGAGUGAAUGAUGGGUACAUGGAGCCUUAUGACGCUCAGGUCAUCAUCACAGAGGUUCGUAGACGUGGUUCCAAAGACCUCCUGAAAGUGUGCGUUCUGCUGGACCGAGGCAAGACGGAGGGGAAGGGGGACGAGGGGAAACCCCCCCUCCCUAACAUCUACGACACACCCUAUGAGGGCGGGCUGGAAGGCGACAGUGGGGGGGUGUGGAUCCCUGUCACGCGGCCAGAGUCUGACGCCCGUCCCGCCGGAGAGUACGAACUGCCCUGGGAGUGGAGAAAGGAGGACAUUGUUCGAGCGCUGUCAGCUCAGUUUGAGGCCGUGGAUUGUUCUCCCACUAAAGAGAACGGUUCAACCUCCACCCGCCAGCAGCAGCAGCAGCACACCCUGAGGCAGAAGAACUGGAACCAUAAAAUACUCGUACCAGCUUCUCCAUCCUCCUCUUCUUCUCCCUCCUUUCCCUCCUCUCCUAUUCUCAAACUCUCCCCUCUCUCACCCCCAUCUCCCUCCUUCCCCACCCUAAAGCUAUCACCCCUCUCACCCUCUUCUAGUCCCAACAAACUUUCUCCUCCAUCUCCUACCUCCCCCAGUGCCCCAUUGGAAGGGGAGGCAGCCAAAGUGGACCCCAGCCUGUCCCUGGAGAAGCAGAGCUGGUACCAUGGCAGUGUGAGCCGGCAACAGGCGGAAGCUCAGCUGCAGCGCUGCAGAGAAGCCAGCUUCCUGGUGAGGGACAGCGAAUCAGGAACCAGCAAGUACUCCAUCGCUCUGAAGACCAGUCAGAGUUGUGUGCACAUCAUUGUGGCCCAGACGAAGAGCGUUAAGUGUUUGGGCUUCACGCUGGAUCAGAGCAGCUGUGUCUUCCCCAGCAUCCCUGAGCUGGUCCACCACUACUGCACGCACAGACUGCCCUUCACUGGAGCAGCGCAUAUGACCUUGCAGCAUCCUGUGCCCAGGCCGCACUGAACAUACGUAAAGGACGAACUAACACGCUGGGACAUGAAUAUACACUUGCAUACAUGUAUUACACAUGUAUUACACAUGUAUGCACACAUGCACACAGACGUACGCACAUUAACUUGUCAAUACAUGUGUGCACACAUACUCAAAGAUAUGCUGCUUAGGAUCGUCCUGCGUACAACCUUUUUUUUCAAAUGUUUGUAUCUCUUACAUGCGCUACAAUGAUCAAAGGCAUACCUUACAAUAACCGUUGAUGACAUUGUUAUAUUUGUGUCCAGUCCAAACACCGUCCUGAAUGUAUUCAUAGUUACAGGAAAACCAUCCCUUCUUCUUCCCAGCCCGGUGUCUUUGUUCGCCCAUUGUCUUGUCCAGCCGCCCUGCAGGCAUGAUAAUGUUUUGGCCAUUCAGUGUCAUUGAUUUCUAUAAUUCCUGAAAUAAAUCCCAUGAAGCCCUACGCUUACUGUAAUCAAUCGGAUAUUUGAUUGAAAUGGAGAGGUUUGUAAUCUUUUUUUAGACAGAGGUGGGGACACCAUGAAUUCGCUCCAUGCCAAUUCGGCUUGGUCUGUGAGGUCAAUACACCUGAUUAGAGUAUAUUCAUGCAUCCACCUGACAUUUCAAUCAGCCUAUUGAUCCAUCCUGAAAAUCAGGCUCAUUCGCCACCCUCUGACCGUCAAGAGAAAGAGCUUUAUUGAUUUGGUGAUUAGAACUUGGGAGGGGUCUUAUAACAUUACAGUGCCCGGUCAGAGUGUGUGUAAGUGCAAAAUAAAUAUGUGAAUGUCAAUUCAUGAACCUUCACUGGAAUCUAAAUGAAUCUGUGAUUAAAAAGCUAUCUUACUUUAUUGUGAAUGAACUGAAAACGUAACCCUGAAAUGUAUCUGCUGUAUGCAUACAUGAUGUGUGUAUAAAGUGCUUGUUGGAUUGUU